AUGAUUUUGCGUGUUGAUGCGUUCCAUGAAUCAUAUCGUCUAUUAUUUUACGCACCAUUUUGGAUCCUUAAUCGAACAGAUCUUAAACUUGAUUUUCAAAUUGAGAAUAAUCGAAUGUUGAUUGAUGUUAUUGAAAGACCAUAUUUAAUUUGUCCAGAAAAAAUAGGAAACUACAAAAUUGGUGAUGCACCAUUACUUAUUGUAAAUUUGUUCGAAAAUGAUUCGAUUCCUUUUCGUCAAUCCAAAGAUGUACGAACAGAAAUCUUACCACCAUUGAAUUAUGUUUAUUAUACAUGGAUAGAUCCAUUGCAACCAAAAUUAUUACUUGUAUCACGUGGAUCGCAAACAAAAGAUCCAUUAGGGAAAGAAGGUGAUCCUGUUUAUGCUGUAUUUCUUGAUGGUGUUCAAACAGUAUUACUCUUUUGUGAUGAUUCAAAAUUAAUUCAAACGAUUGCAGUCAAAUCACCAUUAAGUGACUCUAUGGAUCAACAAAUACAAAUUGGUAUAAAGGAUAUUGGUAUUUCUAUUGUUAAUGAUAUAUCACGAGAAGAAUUGUUUUAUAUAAGUUUAAAUAAAUCCAAAAUUGUUUGGACUGAAAUGAAGAAAUCUCGUGUUAAAAUUUUGUCUUCUGAUAUAAAUCAACAGUUAGAAGAACUUUAUCGAACUUAUACUCAACAAUACGAAAUCAAUCCGGAUGAUAAACAACUUAUGGAAAAGAAAUAUCAAAUGGAAGGAUUUCGGGAAAUCACAUUUCAUGAUGAUACAGCGGAACUGAUAGAUUCUAAAGAUCGAAAGAAAACUGCAAAACGUCAGGCAUUAGAUGGUCUAUGGGUUGAAUACUCAUUCUCAACAAUGAAUUCUGCAUUACAUUUACGUAUCAAUCGUUUACAAAUCGAUAAUCAACUUAGUUAUACAAUGUUUCCUGUGAUGCUUUAUCCUGUUAUUCCGAAAUCGACAGGAAAUGAAUAUGUUGAAAAACCAUUCAUCGAAUUGAGUAUUUAUGAAUCAAAAUUGGCACAAACAAAUAUAAAACAAUUCAAAUAUUUCAAAUUACUUAUUCAAGAAUUUGCUGUUCAAAUUGAUCAAGGUUUAAUUGUUGCAAUUCUUAGCUUCUUGACACAACACAAUAUUAAUUCACCACCAAUGAUCAAUAUGAGUAGCGAUUUAGAACAAAUUCGAAAAUCACUUGAUAUUAUCAUUAAAUCCCAAAUUGAUAGUCCAUCGGGUGAAACCGAAAUGUUUUUCGAUAAUAUUCAUUUAUCACCACUUAAGAUUCAUGUUAGUUUUUCGAUGCACGGAUCAAAUCCAAGUGAAAAAUUAUUAAAUGAAUAUCCCUUAGUUGGAUUUCUUUUACAAACAUUGAAUGUAGCCGAAGUACAAGAUGUUAUUUUACGGUAA
Rotaria sordida is the source of this 1398-nucleotide messenger RNA. Lineage: Eukaryota; Metazoa; Rotifera; Eurotatoria; Philodinida; Philodinidae. The record is from the annotation of a GenBank genome assembly.